CACGCGCUCGCUCGCUCGGGUGGGCGGGGAGGAGCCGGCACAUCUGGCCUCCAAACACGCCCAUCCUCAGCGCACGCUGACGCGCGAGUCAUUUCAGGACACGUCUUCAUGCCCGCGUGCAUGGCAAAUGUCAAGAAUUCACAGUAGCCCUGCGCUUCCUGAGCACUUAAUGGCCCUCCCCGCACUUUGGAUUUUCUUUUUACACUUUCCCGCAAGUAGAUCAAAGCUGAUAGCAGGCACAGCCUUCCUCCCAUCUUGCGCCACCACGCAGCUCGGACCAGCUCAUACUGGCACAGAGUGACUGCCGCGCUCUUAAUCUUAUUUUGUGUUGAUCACAAAAUGCCUGGAGGCCGAAUCACUCGGCGAAGGGAGGCAAGCGGGAGCAAGCAGCUAUUUUGAACUCGUAAGAUGGAAGCCAUUUUAGGUCAAGUGGGGACAUCUUGCCUCCCGGUGUAAUCCGGCUGCAAAAAAAAAAAAAGAGUCCUGGAAACACAUUCGAUGCUUCCUAUUGAUGAGGGAACUCAUAUGUCCUCUCUCAUAUUUGUGAAUUAAUUCUGUUUUGUUUGCAGUUGUGUCCACGUGGAGGAGCACCAUGCUGUUGAUAUUGACGUUUACCACUGUCCGAACUGUGACGUCCUACACGGACCCUCCCUGAUGAAAAGGCGAAACAACUGGCACCGCCACGAUUACACGGAGCCCGACGAUGGAGCCAAGCCCGUGCAAGCCGGCACCCCCGUGUUUGUCAAGGAGCUGCAGAGCAGGACCUUCUCCAGCUGCGAGGAGGUGGUGAUGCGCAUGCGCGGCGUGCAGGUGACGCCCAAGUACCUGGAGCGCUCGGGCUUCCGCCACCCCAUCGCCGUCACCGAGAUGGAAGGCCUGGGCCUCAAGCUGCCCCCGCCCACCUUCGGCGUGAGAGACGUGGAGCAGUACGUGGGCGGCGACAAAGUGAUCGACGUGAUCGACGUCGCGCGGCAAGCCGACACCAAGAUGAAACUCAGCCAGUUCAUCAAGUAUUUCACCGGCCCACAUCGCCCCAAAGUGCUCAACCUCAUCAGCCUGGAGUUCUCCGACACCAAGAUGUCCAAGCUGGUGGAGGUGCCCGACGUUGCUCAAAAGAUGUCCUGGGUGGAGAACUACUGGCCGGACGACUCGUUCUUCCCCAAGCCCUUCGUGCAGAAGUACUGCCUGAUGGGCGUCAAGGACAGCUACACCGACUUCCACAUCGACUUUGGCGGCACCUCCGUGUGGUACCACGUCCUCUGGGGCGAGAAGGUCUUCUACCUGAUCAGGCCCACGCCUGCCAACCUGGCGCUCUACGAGGCCUGGAGCUCCUCGCCCAAUCAGAGCGAGGUCUUUUUCGGGGACAAAGUGGACAAGUGUUACAAGUGCGUGGUGCCUCAGGGAACCACGCUGCUCAUCCCAACAGGCUGGAUCCACGCUGUCCUCACCUCUCAGGAUUGCAUGGCGUUCGGCGGCAACUUCCUGCACAACCUCAACAUUGGCAUGCAGCUCAGGUGUUACGAAAUGGAGCGCCGUCUGAAAACGCCGGACCUCUUCAAGUUCCCUUACUUUGAGGCCAUCUGUUGGUAUGUGGGCAAGAAUCUUCUGGAAACUCUCAAAGAACUCCGAGAAGACACCUGUCCACCUCCGACGUAUCUCACGGAGGGCGUGAAGGCUUUAAUCUGUGCACUCAAGACAUGGUUGAAGAGAGAGGUGACUCAGCCCAACAGCGAGGUCCCCGACAACAUCAGGCCAAAUCAUCUCAUCAAAGAGCUCACCAAGGAAAUACGACACCUGGAGGAGGAACCGAGUAACGGAGGAGGGGGCGUUGGCGUCAAGCCGCUCAAAUCUCAGGGAAGCAUCUGCGGGGGCGGCGGAGGAUCCAACGGGUGCCCGUCCACUCGUGCCACCCUGGAGCGUCUGUGCCAAGCGCGGCAAGCGAGGCGGGCCGCCCGCCGCCUGCGGGAGCAGCAACAGCAGCGGCAGACGCCCCGGACGUCGUCCAACCUGGACAUCCUGGAGAGACACACCAGGGAGGUGCUGAGGAGGCUGGAGGUGGGCCCCCUGGAGGAGGAUCCGGCGUUCUGCGCCAAGGUGCGGGGGAAGCUCAACAAGGCGUCGACGGCCUCGGCCGCCGCUGCCGCAGAAUCCUUGGAGGAGAACCACCUCAGACUCAUGCUGGUCAACGGCAGGAUCAUACGGGAUAUGAGGCGGCCCGCGGCUUUCCCGGUCAAAACGGAGUCCGAGAGGCACGUCACCGCCGGCGCCAACAAAAGCACCGACAUCAAGUCAGACCGGAUCAAUCGGGGGCUACACGCCGACGCCCACAAAAUUAUUGCAGAUGUGGAGAGAGUGAAAACCGAACUCAGGGAAGAAGUGUCGGGAGACACGUGUGCAUCGGAUGUAGAUUCGGACAGCGAUGCCCCCACGCAGCUCAAAGUGUCGCCGCUGUCGUCCUCUUCCGACGAGGACUCUGAGGAAGAGGAGCAAAGGCAAAAAGGACACACCAUCGAGCUGGACCAAUCUCGCCAGAAACCACUCAAACGAGAACGUCCUACCUCACCCAGCACGGAAGAAGCCAUUCAGGGGAUGUUGUCCAUGGCUGGCCUGCUGUGCCCCGCCAAGCCGGAGAAGGCAGCCUCGCCCCAGGAACCGUGGUGGUCCUCCGGCCCGGCGGGGCAGCGGGGCCCGGCGCCCCACCAGCAGGGAGUCGCCAGCCCCAUGGACAGCCAAGGCAACAGCAGAGAGGCCUGGGACAAUCAGGGCCUGCCCAGCCCAGAGCACCAUUACCAGUACUGUGACCCCAACAUGUCGCCGCCCCUGCACCCCUCCAAGAGGCACGCCUCCAACCCCCCGCCCGUCAGCAAUCAAGCCACAAAAGGCAAACGUCCCAAAAAAGGCAUGGCCACCGCCAAGCAGAGACUCGGCAAGAUUUUGAAAAUCAACAGACACAGUCGUGUUUUUGUCUAAGGAAAAAACAAAACAAAAAAAAAAAGACACUUUUUUUUAUGAGCUAUUUGGACACUUUUGUGCUUUUUACAAGUGAGACGAAGUGAAGAGGACAUACGACAAAGGGUCAUGCACCACUUCACGACAAGCACACUAACGAAAGGAAACUGAGGAGGAAGGGAGCGACUGCGGGCAUUAAAAUGGAGGAUGAGGACAAUGAGGUUUACCAAACAACUUUUGACGCCAGGUUGUGAUUAUUUCAUUUUUUUUUUUCGGGGUGGCAGAUUUCACAAAUGGUGCUCAUGCUUUGUAAGUCUCACCAGCAAUAAAAAAAAAAACUCUUAAGGGCGGCAGCUUUUUUCCCCUUUCCACUUCUUCCUUGCUUUUGAUACAAGCUUAUCGCUGCCCCUUGUUGGUUUGAAUAGGAAUCUUUCACAAAGAAAAAGCUCAUGGAUAUUCUGCUUAAUUUAUUUCUCCUUUUGUCUGAUUUUUUGGGGAUGUAUUUAUUAAUGAAGAGAUACAAUUUUAUUAUAUUUUGGAGGUUCUUAAUCUUUGUUUUUCUGUAAAUGUGGUGUGUUUGCGUUGUUGUGCUCGUCAUCUUGUUGUGUAGCAGCUGAUUUACUAAUUAUCAAUUCUUAUUCUCCCCGUAGCCAGUGUGGGUUUUUUUUUUGUUGUCCUGGGCCAUGUGCGACUAGAACGGGUCUGUUUUUAAUCAUCAAUCCACUCGUGCCACUUAGUAUUCUGAGCCACUGUGGUGCCGAGAGGUUGUGAGGAGCUUAAAAUAGUGCUGAUUUUCACAGUUGUUGACUCAGGGAAUGAUGCCAUGAACAGAAUCAAAAGCACCAGCCACCUCACAAAUGCGGAUGCUCUCACGUUUUCAUGUUUGUUUUCGUUUCCCUGCUGUUGAUUCUUUCAAAACGCAUUGCUCAGUGUUAUUGAGUCAUCCCAAAACAAGUAGCUUUAAGCUCUGCUCAGGUUGACGUGCACACAACCCGCGAGUGACUUUCAGCACACAUGCUUGUAAUUGUUCACGUAGCCGCCGCUGUCGCUUUCCUUCCUGUAGGUUUGUUAAAUCCGCCGCAGUCCCUUUUUUUUCUUUCCCUUCACUUUUGGCAUUUGUGUUCAAAGUGUGAUGGGUCCCCAAUUGCUUACGUUCUGAACAACAAAUGAGAUUCAAACACUGGCAAGCUGACACACUGUUUCUGCAUUUCAAACAAUUGCGUGUAAAUAAAACGAGCAAAACUAA
This is a messenger RNA of Hippocampus comes (tiger tail seahorse), 4195 nucleotides long. Its product is annotated as lysine-specific demethylase 7B. The record is from RefSeq and is a predicted model, not a curated record. Lineage: Eukaryota; Metazoa; Chordata; Actinopteri; Syngnathiformes; Syngnathidae. Bases 655 to 2970 code for a protein of 771 amino acids. The transcript is spliced from 17 exons.